Messenger RNA from Bactrocera tryoni, 1645 nucleotides. RefSeq lists its product as uncharacterized. The transcript is spliced from 6 exons. The record is from RefSeq and is a predicted model, not a curated record. NCBI's taxonomy places the organism in Eukaryota, Metazoa, Arthropoda, Insecta, Diptera, Tephritidae. The coding region runs from base 1 to 621 and encodes 206 amino acids.
AUGGAGUCUGGAAAUAACAAAAUAAGACGCAGGAGACCCUGUCAUUGGAAGAUAACAUACUAUAGAAUUCCAUACACAUAUCAUCACCAACUGUCCGUGGAAGCUUAUUCAACAACCCGUCAAAACUAUCAAGGACUUGCGCAUAUGCUGCAGUCGUCUAGAAUCAAUACUUUAAACUUUCAAGAUGAAACAGAUGAGAAAUUACGACAAGCAAAUACAUUUGUCCAAACACUCAGGGAUGAACAAAUUAUUUAUAGAACUUUUGAUCAUCCAGUAGGAAAUGUGCAAAACAUACCUUACGGCGUUAAAUACUGUAUACAAGGAUAUUUUCUUCCUUCUUCAGGCACAAUGUAUGAAUUCGUUAGUUAUCAUCCAUUGAUGCAAUAUUAUGGAUUCACUCCGGACGGAACUUCCAUGGAAGUUUUACGUCCACCAGUUCUUUUACAUUCCAAAGAAUUCAACCGUAUAUAUCAAGAUGAGUUAGAAGUACUGAAUGCAAAAGAUUUGCAUAUGCAGCCACCAUAUUGUGUACCUUGUAUCAACGUGUCAUCUCCCGAUAUCAUAUCACGUUUUCUGUUUAACUUAUCAUCAAACAAAAAAUGCUCAAUACAGCACUGCUAAAAAAUCAGAUUAAUCCAACGAAUGUAGAAACGGAACUAUUUCAAAUUUACAACUGAUACCUUUCUCAUGCAAAUUCAUUAUUUUCUAGCAAUAAUAACAACACAUUUGUUUAAAUGAGCUAAGCCUCCCCCUACCACUCCACUCCACGUGGGAAAACUAGCGUACCCUAGUACAAAACACCACACCUGAGAACACGAUGACACCCACGACGAUGACACACAACACAUCGAGCUGACAAAGGGACGAGAUCAUCGGCAUACAGAUUCAAUUGGACAGCUUAAUUCGUUUAGAACAGCUCCUGCGCGAGUUACAGAAUAGGAGUCGGCUGAUGUCACUACCUAAAUCUGGAGUAAACAAUGAACCAAAUAAAUAUACUACUAUAAAUACAAUCACUUUGGUGCCAAGAAUCAGAAGUCAGCAACUCCAAUGUGUGAAUGGACCGCACAUUCCAAUAAACUCAAAAUAUGCCGAGCUGUUUUCUUUCUUUUAUUUAUAAUUUUAAAACUUAUUUUUUAAUUUUUUCUUUUAAUUCUUACAAAUAAUAACAAUAAUUACACUUAUGCCGUAAGAUACGUUUUUGUGAUAUUUUAAGUCUUCUAUUUCUUUGAUAUUCUUAGAAUAUUUAGUACAAUAUUGUCAAACUUUAUUUUUGACUGAUAAGUUUGGUUCAAAAUUUUAACAGGAUGUAUAAAUUUAUCAAUAAAUUUGGUUUUGUUAUUACUAAAAUUUUCUUGAUUAAUUUUUAUUUUACACUUUGCAAACUUUAUCAUAUAGUUAUUUUGUAAUAUAAAGUUUCUUCCGUCACAAUUCUGAAUAAGACUUAUAUUAUAAGGAAUUUUUUUAUAAAUAAAUAACUUAUUUUUUGAAUUAUUGUCUUGUUGUUGUACUUAAAUUCACAAUCAUUAAAAAAAUACAAUUCCUACUUAGCUUUUUCGAAUAACGUAUUGUCAUCUAUAUAUAUAAAAAUCAAUGCCACUUUCUUUGUAAUUUCAUCACUCAUAAACGGCUGAACCGAUUUGGCUGA